AUGAAAAAAAAACAUAAAAAUAGAGAAAGUCCAAAACUCAAGAACUGUCCACACGCCCUUUCCACGUGUCAGAACACGUCAAUCUCACAACUAAAAGAGACAUCAUCUCCGAAUCACAGAAUGACAACAACACGUGCAGCAAUAGCCAUUGAGCUUUUGAAAAAUUAUCAUGGAGAGUUGGAUGAUAAUAAAAUUGUUUUACUUGGUAAAAUAGCACAUUACAUUUCUCUCGCACACAAAAACGAGAAGAUCGCAAUACCCGAAGAAAAUUACAUAGAGAAAGCUUUAUCGACGCAAACAGAGGAAGAUAUAACAAAUUUGAUCCUCGCGACUUUUGACGACCCGUCGAAAGUCAAUUUAGUCUUACUCAAGAAAGAGAUCGCAAAGACUCCAAUGGACACGAUGGACUUUCUUAAAGACGUCACAGAGAUACUGAGUUGCUCAGAGAACAAACACUUGAGUCUCCAGACCCUUUCAAAGAUCGGAGAAAUAGCACGGUCUCUGUACGCAGCAACAUUUGGAUGCAUCAACGAGACUAUUAAAAUGGAAGAGGAGAAGUCUGGCUCUUCCCCUUCACAGUCCGAAGCAGAGAACAUUCCCAUUGCAAACUCGGAAGACAAUUCAAAGGUACCAGAAGUUGAUGUGAAUGUGAAAUUCACUGAAAGACUUAAAACUCUUGGCGUUGAUUUGGACAAGAUCGAUAGGAAGCUUAAAGUCUUUGAAACCCAAUUUGACGAACAUGGGGAGGACGUGGAAUACUUUAUGAAAGCCAAAUCGCCAUCAAAAGAAGUAGAAAAUAUGAUUCGAGGGGGCAUUGAAAUUAAUGAGCUCUCAAUGAAGGUAUUACUCGAUUUGGACUCAUAUCUUGGACUUAACGACGAGAACAAAUCGAAGAGGAAAGACCUCAUUAUUAACAUCCAAGACAAGCUGGACGAAGUGGAGAAGAAGAUCAAGCGCCUUCGUGUCACAAAACUGAAAGUCGACAAGAAGCUUGACGACGAGAGAAAAGUUAAAGAAGCCAUUGAACAGGAACGCCUUGCAAAAGAGAAAGCAAUGAAAGAAGAAGAAGCGAGAAAGAUGGAAGAGGAGAAGAGUGAAGAUGAGCGGAACCAAGAACUUCUUGCGAGACAAAAAGAAGAAGAAGCGCGGAAACGUGAGGAAGCCGAGAGACAACGUGUCAUUGAGGAAAGGAAGGAGAAGAAACGCAAAGAACUUGAGGAGCGUCAAAAACAGAACCAGCGGUAUGUGAAGCCAAAGAGAACAUAUAACGAACAAGAAGAUGAAGAGCAUGAGACGAUGAAAGAGAAGAAGAAUUAUGGAGAGAUCAUUAGAAAUAGUAUCGACUGGAAAGCAAUGAAACUGCCUGUCAAAUUUGGAGUACAGGAACGUGGGAACAACAUUGUUGUUGUUGGGAAUAUCAGUGGGUUGAAUGAAGAUGAUAUUAACGUCGAAAUCACCAAAAGCGGGUAUUUAAAGAUCAGUGGAGUCAAAGAACCAAAUGAGCAAGAGAUGUCAUUAAUGGUAAGGUCAGUUAAACAAAGAUAUGGAGAAAUUGAAGACGAUGAAAUGGUUGAAAUGGUCUCGAAAUAUUGUAAAGGAAGGUUUGGUAUGUUUAGCCAGAUAUAUGAAAUCCCAGAAUAUGUCGAUGUACAGGGAAUUACAAUGAAUUAUGACGAAGAUAUCCUCACCGUCACUCUUCCUAAGAAAUAUAGAAGACAAGAAAGAUCUCCCUUUGGAAAUUACAACAUGGGUUAUAACCCAUUUUGGUGA
Entamoeba invadens IP1 is the source of this 1770-nucleotide messenger RNA. RefSeq lists its product as hypothetical. The record is from RefSeq and is a predicted model, not a curated record. The transcript has a single exon. NCBI's taxonomy places the organism in Eukaryota, Evosea, Mastigamoebida, Endamoebidae. The coding region runs from base 1 to 1770 and encodes 589 amino acids. Gene Ontology annotation, molecular function: protein-folding chaperone binding.